GUUCCCUGUUCUUUGUUGUUUCCCCCUUUUUGCCCAGUAAAUUCAAUUUCUCUCACCAUUCAAAGUGUCUGUGAGCCUAAUCUCUCAUGGCUGUGUGACAAGAAUCUGGUUCUUAGCUGAACUAAGGAAAAAGUCCUGCAGCAGCUUUGGCGUCCAGAAGAUGGACCUUGAGAAGGGCCACGUGAGGACACAGCAGGAAGUCAUCACCAAUGAAGAAAGGGUCUUCAUCAGACACCCAAUCUGCAGGCCUCUUGGACUUCCUAACCUACAGAAUUGUAAAGGAGAAGAAAAAAGGGACAAAAUGAACAAGAAGAAGGCGAUGUUUGCCCACAUUGUGAGUCAUUGUUUUCAUAUAUUUAUCUCAUAUAAUUCUCAACCAACCAUGAAGCAUGAAGAAGAUAUUAUCUGCCCUAUCUUCAGAUUAAACUUUGUUUACAAGGCAACAUCCAAUUGCAGAGCUGCCUUUGAAUCUAAGUCUACCUAACACUAAGAUCCAUACUCUGCUACAACAACGUGCUUGGGAUAAGUAGACUUCAGUGAGCAGAGAAAUUGAUUGGAACUUAAAUGAAAUGAUGACAAGUUUUACUGAUCAAAGGACUUUGCUCUGCUAAUGCAUCAAAUUACAGGUGGUUUCCUGGCAAACAAUACUUGCAGAGCUAUUCACACUUCAGGUCAAAGUAUAUUUUUUCAAGUAUUAACUAUUAUUGUUGGCUUUUCAUAUGUUAACUAAAUCCAUGCUGUUGUUGGAGUCAGUGUUAGUUCGAUGUGCUUGCUUGCAACGAUGCAACUUGGUCGCCCUCUGGUGGCCAUUUCUAGGAUUGACUGGCAUGUCUUAAUUUUGGGAAAGUCAACAAUUUAAGUUUUAAUUGUGUGGAAUUUUUAAAUGUGUGAAAAAUAUGUAUAUAUUAUACUUAGUAUAAAUGUGUCUCUGUCCAGGAGAAUGGAGAAAUAUCAAUUAUUUAAACUUAACCACUACUAUUCAUGUUUCAAAAAAUGUUCAUUUUAACAUUUUAUAGCACAGAAUAUUUUGAAUUUCAGUUACCCUUUGGAUAUAUAGAUGAUCAUGAUUCCCUUUUCAUCAUGGAAAAUGUAUCUAUACUGGGGCUUUUUUUCUUUCCCACUGAGAACACAAGGGCAAUUAGCUCUAUGUGUUAAAAAAUAGACUAUAUAUUUUUCACUUAAUUGGAAACAUAAUCUGUGCUUUUAGGUAAAUAAACCCAUCUCUGUGUUUC
Callithrix jacchus (white-tufted-ear marmoset) is the source of this 1232-nucleotide messenger RNA. RefSeq lists its product as uncharacterized. The record is from RefSeq and is a predicted model, not a curated record. Lineage: Eukaryota; Metazoa; Chordata; Mammalia; Primates; Cebidae.